Megalops cyprinoides (Indo-Pacific tarpon) is the source of this 1042-nucleotide messenger RNA. RefSeq lists its product as uncharacterized. The coding region runs from base 100 to 765 and encodes 221 amino acids. NCBI's taxonomy places the organism in Eukaryota, Metazoa, Chordata, Actinopteri, Elopiformes, Megalopidae. The transcript has 7 exons. The record is from RefSeq and is a predicted model, not a curated record.
AGAACUUCCACUGGCACUAGAAAGAGCACACAGGCAGUUUAAAUAAAACCACUGUAGAGAGGUAUCAUUUCAAAGCAGAGCAGGCUGAGUGGGAGCACUAUGGAAAUGAAGAAAAGAAGCCUGUGUCUAAUGUGUUUUCUGCUUCCAGUUUUUUUGCUAUCGCCUGCAUCCUCGCAAGCAACCACAAACUCCAGCAGCUGCUCCGUGGUGCCCACACUGAUUGAGAAUCUGUCCGCUCAGCUGAAGAUAGUGGUGGAAUGUGCGGAGACACAUGCAAGCCAGUGGGGAGAAAACGAUACUGCUAUACUGCUGGACUCCCUUCGCAGAACCACUGACGUGCUGCAGAAACACCAGAAAACUGUGUGUUUAGAUGCCGUUCCUACACAGUGUCCAGCCCCAGUGGUCCACAGUAAGGGAGGACUGGUGUGUGUCACCAUUAAAGAGGCACGCUACUGCAAGCCUAUGUGUAACAAGGGGUAUGAUUUCAGCUUCCUCAGGAGAAGCCGACUGUAUGAGAUAUGCAGCGCACACACCAGGUACCUGUGGAACACGUUCUACGUUGGUGGGAACAAACUGGCAGUCUGCAACAAGUCCUCUAUUCAAAUCAGCGGCGCUGUGACCGCCUACUUCCCAAAGGACCAGGACUGCCUGAAAACCAAAAGUGACCACAAUCUGGAGAAGCAGAUAAUCCAGACCUUUGUGUCCGAGCUCAAGAGCGAUGGCAUCGAUGGGAACCCGGAGCACGAGUGCCUUAUCUGUGGAUAACUCCCUUUGUUGGCCAUCUAGCCGCAAUCUCCAGAGGGUAUCAGAUGAAAGUAGGAUUACAACAAGAGCAAGAGCCAAGGAGGAGAGCCACCUUUUGCUGAUGAUCAUUUCACUGGAUAGACACGCAUUCCCACAGAGGGGAGACAGCUAGCAGGAGGUGUUAAAGCCAAGAUGUAGUUACUGAAACACCAUGUGCUGGAUCAGUACUUAAUUUUCAUCUUUGCAGUACGGCUAUCUAUCUGUGGCUCUUUGAUGUGAAUUAAAAAAAAUUCCAGUA